GCCAGCCGGUCCUUCCGACCUUCCCACCGCUCUUAGCACGAGCCAUGAGCUGCUGCUUCGCAUGGCUUAAGGACCUUGGCUUUCGAUUGAGCCUUGGCCCUGGCGUUGAGCAUGAGCUGGACGCAGAUGAGGAGAGUGGCGGUGAGCUUGCCGAAGCGCCUGCUGCGCGGCCUUUGCUGACCAGGAGGGGCGGCGUAUCUGCUGAGCCAACUGGUGCUAACAAUGUGCGUUACGCAGAUUGGCACCCGCCAUUUCAUCAGAAGACGCCAGAACAAAGACAAAGGCUUCAUGCCGCGCUUGAGCGAUGUCCGCUUUUUCAGGGCUUCGCUGCGCAUGACUUGUCAAGAAUUGUCGACGCCAUCGAAAUCACGCGUGUGGAAACGGGUGAUCAGAUCUACGUCAAAGGCGAAAUCGGCAGGAGUGGCUACGUUUUGAUUAGCGGCUCCGCCUGUGCAGAGACGGACGCUCAAGAUGACCACGCGCUGCUAAGGCGCUCGUCAAAGUUCAAGCUGCUGUACGAGGAAGGCGAUUUCUUUGGAGAGCACACGAUGCUUUGGGGCUUUCGCCGCCGCAUGACGGUGGAUGCGGUCACCUCCUGCAUCCUGGGAAAGCUCCGGCGGGACGUGUACUUCAACAUUGCUGCUCGCGCUGCUAUGGCGGCGAGGAGCUUUCGAGAGACUUGUCUUCGCGCGGCCUGCUGGGCAGCAAGAAGUUUGUGUCACGAUCGGGGUGGAUGGAAGCUGUUUUUUCGAGGUUGUGAUAUGUUUGCCCAGUGGAAGGUCAAUCAAGCGGGGGCAGGUGUCCUAUUGCUCCGCGGUGCCAGGGUGAUUGCUAAUUGCAUACAUGUUUUUGCUUUUGCUACUGAGGUGCCAAUAUUUGAAACAUUCGACGACGAGCUGAUUGCGCGUAUUGCAGACAUCGUUGAACGUCGCCUUUACCGUGAAGGCGAGAAGAUUAUCCAGCAGGGACAGCCAGUUGUUCAAAAACGUCGUGCGCCUCUACCCGGGGAAGCAAAAGCAGAACUGUUCAUCGUUGCAAGCGGCGAGUGCGAGGCCACAAUUCUUGUGGACAAGGUGGGAUUUGGAGGUGGUCACGAAUUGGAGGAGCAUGCAGUGCGACGCUACCAAAAAGGCGAGCGCUUUGGUGAGCUGGGCUUUAUUCAUCGCUCACGCCGUGCAGCGUCAGUAACAGCCACACAGGAGUCUGAGCUCUUUUGCCUGGACCGGGAUACCUUCGAGCGCAUAGUAGAGCUGGAGUUGAAACAGCAGGAGAACUAUGCGAGUGAUCCUCGCAAAGCCAUUGCGGACUUCUACAGCCCUGGCGACCAUCGCGGUCCUGGGGGAGUAGCUUCUGGGGCUGGCAGCUCUCAAUGGUUCGCCGUGUACCGACCAACAAGUCGAGACGCCUUGGCCAAGAUGCUGAAUCAAACUGCCGUGGGCAAGGGCUUGAAUGUGAAGGGCAAGUCUGCAAAGAAGAAUCACCUCUCGGGCUUCGUUCCCUUUCUGCAAAUCAGCGACAACAAUCACAAGAAGGAUCUUGAGGCCUCACCGCCAGAUGCCUGGGUCACCAUUUAUUUUCAGACCAGGGAAUCCCAGGAAGCUGCCCACAAAGAGCUCGAGCGCGUGCACAUGUCCGUCGCAGAUUCGCCGGCGCCCAUUGUUAGGGACGACGAAUUUCCAGCAGUAUACGGGCUGCGCAUGCCUGAGACCAUCAUGCGUAAAGUUUACAUUGAUACAGCAGACCUUCAGUUCCAAGCAGGUUGGGAAACUGGCCGCGCAUCAGAGCCGGCAUUCAUGGAUAUGAAUUUGCAUGCUUUGCGGAAAGCGAAAAGUGACCCAAAGAUUGUCCUGUACCAAUACGAUGCCACCAACGAGUUGAACCCUCAUGGCUUGCUGAUCGCAUACGCAGAAGAGCACGAGGUUGCGGGCAAGAAGAUCAAGAGUGUGAAACCGGUGGUGUCAGACUUUGAUACGUUCACCGUGGGGAGCAGAGGUGUGACUUAUGAGCGCCUUCCCGAGCACCAAGUGGAUCUCAUGAUCUGGAGCUUGGAACAGACCCGGGCAAUUUUGAGUCAGCCUGGGACGAAAUCUUGGACCUCACGCUGGCUGGAAGUGCUGCAGAAAGCGAAUCAAGAAGGAUUUCACCCCACCCUUCCUCAGUAUGGCUUUGGCGACCCAACAUCCUACAAGUUGAUUGAGGAAGUGAUCAAAGCAACGCACAUUUCUGGCGCCGUGCGGCAUGGAGCUGAAUGUUUCAAUUUUUACUUUCCGCAGGAGCUUGACAGCGAGUACUUGGUGGUGUGGGACGGCUUCAAAGACAAGCCAUGGGCCUACCACAAUCAGACCGAAUUGCAAGAUUUCCUUGCAAGUCGAAUCCAGGAAGGCUAUAGCUUUCCCAUCAACCCUGUUUGGCCGCUGCGCGAUGAAGGGUGGUAUGCAAUUUUUGAUGCCCUGGUCCGAGCGGGCGCCUGUCUUAAUAGCUGGUUUCCUCCAGAGAGGAGGAUCGUGGAACUCGUCGAGGAGAUUCGCAGUACCUUCCCCGAUGGCUUUCAGGCUGACUCAACCCCCGCUGAGCUGGACCAUGAGGAGCACGCAAACUUGGCCCGCUUCAAAGCCAGGAAGCGAUGGCGAAAGCUGCGCUCCAUCAGGACUCUCGGGGUGAUGAAGUCCAUAAGCAUGCAGAGCACGGUUGAGUGAUGCAAGGUGCUGGGGACAGACUUGAUGCUCAAGGCAUUUAUAGCACUUGUUCAGCUCUGUGUUCCAGCUGACCCGGGCAAUACUUGUCGUGGUGAUGUUCUUAUGAAUGCGUCCUGAAGGGACUUUCAUUAAAGUGCUUCAAAGUAGAUGUGCAACCUGCCUGCUGGCUGCCACAGACGCCAAGCAAGACGGCUAAGAGCAAAUCCGAAAAGCGAGCGAUGGCUUGUCCAACAUUGCAUGCAAACAAUAUUCCGUUGCUUUGGAAACAAUGCAAAUUUGCUUCUUUGCAAUUGCCACAGCCUUCGGCUUGAAGCACUUUCACCUGCACCAGGUUGAGGCACUCAUAAAGCC
This is a messenger RNA of Effrenium voratum, 3047 nucleotides long. The record is from the annotation of a GenBank genome assembly. Lineage: Eukaryota; Dinophyceae; Suessiales; Symbiodiniaceae.